Messenger RNA from Meleagris gallopavo (turkey), 1555 nucleotides. Lineage: Eukaryota; Metazoa; Chordata; Aves; Galliformes; Phasianidae. The record is from RefSeq and is a predicted model, not a curated record.
CAGGUGUGGGCGGUUCAGAGCAGGGCAAAGGAGAGGCAGGCUGCAAGGGAGGCUGGUGGCCGUGCUGCUCAGCCUGCAGGGCUUGGUCCGACGUGAGCGGGGUUGAAUGGAAAGUCAACGUCCUGCGCUGCGGGAAAGCUGGGCUGCGGAGACAUCGGCAUUUCUGUGCUGACGGGAGGAGGACCCUCCAGGGAAUUGAGACCAAGGCGCAAACAACUUUUCAUUAAUGUGAAACUUGGCACCGCCCAGCUCUUACCCCUAACAGCGGUACCGGCAGCCAAGCAAAACGCUGCGUUCUCAGUGCCGAAGGCUGGCUUCUCCUAUUAAAGCACGAGGAACUGCUCAAUCCCGCAGCACUCCGAGGACCGUCCCUGGCGGUGCCCCGCUCGCACAGCGGCCCGGCAGCCCAUCAUCCCCUCUCAAUUAACGCGCGUCGCCGCAGCGCGGCUGUAGCUUUAAAGCGGGUGGAAGAGAGCGGUGCCAGGUCCGGCCCCGCCGCGCAGCCCUCGCCGCUCAGCCCGCCAUGGGGAGCCGCGCGAUCUUCGUCUUCCUCGCCCUCCUCUCUCUCGCCUCUGCCCGCCGCAAGCUGUUGCUUUUCCUCCUCGACGGUUUCCGCUUCGACUACAUCGACGACGCGGAGCUGGAGUCCCUGCCGGGCUUUCGGGACAUCAUCGGCAUGGGCGUGAAGGUGGACUACAUGACCCCCGACUUCCCCAGCCUCUCCUACCCCAACUACUACACGCUGAUGACGGGUCGGCACUGUGAGGUUCAUCAGAUGAUUGGAAACUACAUGUGGGACCCGAAGACAAACGUUUCUUUUGAUAUUGGUGUGAAUAAAGAAAGCCUCCUACCUCUCUGGUGGAAUGGAUCGGAGCCUUUGUGGGUCACAAUGAUGAAAGAAAAAAAUGUUUUCAUGUACUACUGGCCAGGUUGUGAGGUUGAAAUCCUUGGAGUCAGACCAAGUUAUUGCCGCGAAUACUUCAGUGUUCCAACAGACCAAAACUUUGCGGAUGCUAUCAGCGAUGCUCUCGAGGUUCUCCGCAAUGGCAGCGCUGAAAUGGCAGCUGUGUACUACGAGCGCAUCGACGUGGAAGGCCACCACUAUGGCCCCUGGUCCGAGCAGAGGAAGAGUGCUUUGAAGGAGGUGGACAAAGCCAUGAGCAACAUGAUUACGCAGAUUAAGAACAAGGGCCUUCAGCAUGACGUCAAUGUCCUCCUCUUCUCUGACCAUGGAAUGACAGACAUCUCUUGGACAGACAAAGUGAUCGAACUGAAAAACUACAUCAAUAUGAGUGAUACAAUACAAAUGAAGGACCGAGGUCCUGUUGUGAGCCUUUGGCCAGUUCCAGAGAAGCACACGGAGGUAUGUGAGGCUUGUUGGUGCUGGUCUAUUUUAUUUCAUUUUUCCUUGGUUCUUAUGACACUUGUUCCUUCAGUAUGAAUGUAACAUCCAAAUUCUGUCCUCAGAGAUAUGGCUCUUCAGGCCACUUUGAUCCUGUGACUUUACACUCUUGUAACAAAGGUUUCUAGAGGGGAUUCACACCAGACAAAUUAA